AUGGAAUACAGUACUCUGGGACGAACCGGACUGCGUGUUUCGCGCGCGGGCUUCGGCGGCGGGGGCAUCGGGCAGGUCUGGGGGCCUACCACAGAAGAGGCGGCGAUCCACUCGGUUCAUCGCGCCCUGGAACUGGGCAUCACCUUCUUCGACGUCGCUCCCGCCUACGGGGACGGCACGGCUGAGGAAGCCCUCGGCAGGGCGCUGGUGGGCCGUUCCGAGGAGGUCUUCGUUGCAACCAAGGUCCGGCUGCGCGCCGACGAGAUGGACGAUGUCUCCGGAGCCGUCCGCCGCUCUGUGGACGCCAGCCUCUCCCGGUUGCGUCGCGACUCCGUCGAUGUGCUCCACGUCCACAACCGUUUCACCGAGCGACGCGGCGAGGUGCUCCAUUCCCUGUCAGGCGACGAUGUACUCGGCCCGGUGCUUGACGCCUACAAGGAGAUGCAGGCGGCAGGCAAGACCCGCUUCAUCGGCCUCUCCGCCAUGGAUCACCACGUGCCCACCAUGCACCGUUUGAUCAACAGCGGUGAGUACGAUACCGUCCUUGCCUACUACAACUUGCUCAACACCACCGCACAGCUGCCGAAGCCCCCGGGAGCGGAGGUGUUCGACAACGGUCAGAUCAUCCCCUUGGCCAGGAGCCAGGGAAUGGGAAUCAUCGGCAUCCGCUCACACGCUGCCGGAGCCCUGACGCCCGCACUCGAUAGGCCCCCCGCGCCAGGCGACGCCCUUAUGGAAGCCGACCUGCGCAAGGCCGCGUUGCUGGACUUCCUCCUGGAAGGUCCCAUCGAAACGCUGUCCCAGGCCGCCAUGGUAUUCAGCGUUAUGAACAGGGACAUCGAUACCACCGUUCCAGGCGUCAAGAACGCCGCUGAGGCCGAGGAAACCGCCCACUGCGCUGACCAGCCGCCCAUUCCCGAAGCUCGCCUUCAGCACAUGCGGGAGUUGUACGAACGCGACUUCUGCUAA
Geodia barretti is the source of this 969-nucleotide messenger RNA. The record is from the annotation of a GenBank genome assembly. NCBI's taxonomy places the organism in Eukaryota, Metazoa, Porifera, Demospongiae, Tetractinellida, Geodiidae.